UGGAUGGCAUUCUUCCGACCCAGAUUUUUCUCUCGGUGACCGAAGAUGGAGUGCCCUAACUGGAUCUUCGCCCUGGUGCUCGUCUUCUCGCUAUGGCGCAUCCGCGUCGACGCCCGCCGCAUCUCAGCCCACACUCGAGGGGCGCCUGCAGCCUUCCUGCAUCUCAUGCCUCAACUGCCAACAUUCGGCACAGAUCGCCGCACCGGCAGGCAACGAAGAGGCCAUGCAGAAGCAGCAGCAGCAGCUGCCUCAUCCCAACCUUCCCCUGUGGAUGAGCUCAUCGCCGAGCAGCCGUCCCUCUCGCCCAUCCAGACGGACGCCAAUGUGCCCGACGGCCACAGGGGGCUGCACUCGUUCCUCUACGACGACGGCAAGGAGGACGACGCCCAUGCGGCCAAGCCAGCCGGCAGCCGCGGCCGAGUGCGGUUCGACGGCGUCAACAUGUAUGGUGUGGAUCGGUGGCUGGGCAUGCACAGGGAGGAGAGGGUGUGCGGGGUGUACAGCGUCCUCGACGAGGACCGGUCUGUGCAGUAUGUGGGGGUCUCCAGGAACGUCGCUGUCGCACUGGAGAGCCACAGGCGGCAGACGCCGCCGGGCACCGUCGCUUUCGUCCGAAUCAAGGUGCGCACUGAGGCAGACAGACAGAAAGGUGUGUGUGCGUGUGUCCAAAAUGUGUGUGGCUGCGUGUGAUCCAUCUCUGUGUGCAGAGCUGGGACUAUCCUCGUCGGGAGGAGAUGGAUGCGCUGAGGGACGAGUGGAUCAGGGAGAGCGGGAGGGUGCCCCCGGGCAAUGAGGACGCCUCACUGGGAUUUGCAGAGACCAUCAAGGACGUACGUACCUAUGCACGCACCCACAAUGCACAGACGAGGAGGAGAGGCAUCGACGUGUUUGCGUCUGUGGUUGCAGGCGUCUACUGACGGCAUGAAGGAUGACGAGAGGCAGCAGUACCACGAUAACAAGGUGGGCCAGCGAGUGGGUCAGGGGCGCCACUGACUCACCAGACAGACAGGCAGACCAACCCAUCCAUCCAUCAGCCGCUCUCUCUGGCUGCGUGUGUCCAUCCCUACUUGUCGCUCAGCUCAAGCUGCGGCGUGCAAUGGCCGACAACACACUCAUCGACGAGACGCCAAACAUCAUCGAAGAGGAGAUCAUGAACAGGUCAGAACCAACCCACCCACCCAGAACGCACCGCUUCCACCGUCUAUUAUGAAUUGCCGUUGAUUGUCACGUCACUUCACUUCACUUCACCUCACCUCAGGGAGGCCUUGCUGCACGCCCUCAAGGACGACGACUGGUCUGCCGUCAUCGACGGGCAGACCAACGCGACCCUGAACCCACAACUCAUCAACGCGCAGCUGCAGGAGGCACUCAAGAUCGGCCGUGACGACACCUCCACAGACACACAAGGGGAGGCAAACGUGGUCAGCCCAUUCGCCCCCGGCAGGCAGGGCGACGACGCAGUGGCAGCACGGACAGCCGAACCUGCUGAGUGUAGGCCCGCCACGCACAUAGCAGCCAGCACCCACAUCCUUCAGCUUUGAUUCGCGGUAUGUGUGUGGUGGGUGUGUGUGCGCAGCUCUGCCGCUGACAGUGGACAACGUGGAUAGGGUGCUGGACGAUGUGCGGCCGUACCUGCAGGCCGAUGGGGGCAAUGUCAUGGUGGUCGCCGUCGACCCCACACACAAAACGGUCACUGGCAGGCAGCAAGGCAGAUUCUGGCGAGAUUAGACAUUUAUGAGGCAUUCAUUCAUUCAGCCAUGGCUGAAUCGUCCCUUCUCUUGGUGCGGUGUGUGCAGAUCAGCCUGGCGCUGCAGGGUGCGUGUGGCAACUGCCCGUCGUCCCAGAUGACGCUCAAGAUGGGCAUCGAACGGCUCCUCAAGUACGCACCGCGCCGACCCGACAUCAGUGAAUGCCACACUCAUCUGCCUGCGUCUCUCUUUCGUGUUUCCGUUCCUUCCCUCCACACGUCACUUGUCGUGUGUGCAGGGAGACGUGGCCCGACUUGAAUGACGUCGUUCCAGUGUCCGACCCCUCCUCGCCCCAUGCGGCCCCCGCCCCCCUGCCCUUCGGCGUGGAGCUCAUCGAACGGCACCUCGAGGAAGUGCGGUGGGGCCUCAACGGCAUGGGCGCAUCGUGCGAUGUCAUCGAGGCCAAAGGUGGGUACCACACACAGACAAGACAGACAGACAGACAGACAUGGGUGUUCCAUGUGUCUGGUGUCUGGUUCAUGGAUCCUUCUGUGUGUGGGUGUGGGUGUGGUUGUGGUUGUGUGCAGAUGGUCGUGCGGUGCUGCGGUAUGCCGGUCCAGACCCAGGCCGGAUCACGUUCGGGAUCGAGCUGAUGCUCAAGGACGCCGUGCCCAACAACCAGCUGCAGGUCGUCGAGUUCGUCACUGACGAGCCUCAGACGGACGACAGGCAGCAGGCCACAGCGGCAUAGACGGGGGGAGGGGGGAGGGGGCGGCAGGGGGGAUUGACGGAUGGUGAGGUGGAUGGCCAUAUGUGAAUGCUCUAUUGGGCAUGCCUGCCUGCCUGCCUGCUGCCGUUGUGAUGGAUGCGCUGAGGUGCGAUGGGACGGGCACAUAGAGAUCGAGUGCAAAGGUGACUGAAGGACACUUUUGUGUGUUGAACUCAUUAUCCAUCGUCUUGUUUAUGCAUACGUACAAUGCGCCGACACGCCCAUCUCUCUCUCUCUCCCUCCCUCCCUCUCUACGUGUCUGUUCAUGUGAGUGGUCGGGUCAGCGACCCUUGUGUGACCUCGUCUCGUCAAGGAUUUUUCCACA
Vitrella brassicaformis is the source of this 2782-nucleotide messenger RNA. Lineage: Eukaryota; Vitrellaceae. The record is from the annotation of a GenBank genome assembly.